Messenger RNA from Erigeron canadensis, 868 nucleotides. Its product is annotated as protein TIFY 10A-like. Lineage: Eukaryota; Viridiplantae; Streptophyta; Magnoliopsida; Asterales; Asteraceae. The record is from RefSeq and is a predicted model, not a curated record. Gene Ontology annotation, biological process: regulation of jasmonic acid mediated signaling pathway; regulation of defense response; response to wounding. Bases 79 to 642 code for a protein of 187 amino acids. The transcript has 4 exons. Gene Ontology annotation, cellular component: nucleus.
AAUCCUUCCCUUCCCAAUUUCAUUAUUAAUUAAUUAAUUGUUUUCAUAUCUUUUUAUUUUCUCUCACUAGAAAUUAUCAUGUCUACUUCAUCUGAAAUUGUGGAUUCCGGCAGACUUUCCGGCCAAAACACUCCGGCCAGAACUCAUGGAAAGACUAGCUUCUCUCAAACUUGUAACCUUUUUUCUCAAUACUUGAAGGAAAACGGCAGUUUCCCGGAUCUUACCCUAGGUAUGAGGGCACCAUCAACUGCCACCAUGAAUUUGUUUCCCAUGGUGGAAACCCCACGCGCCGCCAUGCAGCAGCCAGCUGCCACCGCCGGACAGAAGCAGCAAGAUCAAUCGAAAACCAUGACAAUAUUCUACAAUGGUCAAGUCAUUGUGUUCAAUGAUUUGAGUCCUGAAAAGGCCAAAGAAAUAAUAAAGUUGGCUGAAAGUGGUGCUCCACAGAAACCACAAAAGCUUGAAGAGCCUUUGAAGAACACUGUUGUCAAUGCUUCAGAUCUUCCUAUUGCCAGAAAAGCUUCACUUGCUAGAUUCUUGGAGAAGAGGAAAGAUAGAAUUACUGCUCGAUCGCCAUACCAAGUUCAAGAAGUUUCGAAACAAGAUGAUAGCAAGUCAUGGUUGGGACUAGGUGCACAAUAGCAUGUCCCCGAUCAUAAUAUGUUUAUCAACGGAUUAAAAUCAUACUCUAUUAUUUUCGUGUUAGGAUGAUGGCGUUUUAUUUAUGUUUACUUUUUUACGGAUGGCCGGUUUAUAACAUUAUAUAUAUAGUAUCUAACAUGUUUUUACGUCUUUCAUGCUAUGAAAGAUGUAUAUGUAAUAGUUUUAAGUUUGAUAUGGUAUGGAUGGUAUACUAUUAUUCUUUAAA